AUGAUUGGCAAGCAGAUCGUUGCUCUUACUCUGCUCUCCGCUCUGGCGGAUCAGACUCUGGCUGCUCCUGGCCACCAGCACCGCCAGCUCCAUGCUGUCGAGAAGAAGCGAGCAUUGGAGAUCGAAGUGGUCACUAAAAUCGUCACCGUCACCGUCACCUACGGCGCGGAGCCAACCAAGGACGACAAGGGCGGCAUCUUCGUUUCCGUCCCUGACACCACCUCUACUUCUGUCGCCGCCGCUCCAACUGUCGAACAGCAGGUUGACAACCAGAAGCCUGCUUCCUCCAGCAGCUCCGCUCAGGUUCAGGAGAAUGCCAAGCGACCCUCCACCUCUACCUCCACCUCCACUGCUGCUGUCACCACUACUGCUCAGCCUACCACCAUUGCCCAGCCCACAACUACCGCCCAGCCCACAACCACGGUUGUGCCAUCUUCCUCCUCUUCGACCAGUUCGGCGGCCCCGGCAAGCACAUCAGCGUCUUCCGGUGGCUCUGGAGGAUCGAAGCGUGGUAUUGCUUAUAAUGACGGUGCUCUGGCUAGCAAGCUCACCGGUUGCUCCUGGGCCUAUAACUGGGAGACCCAAUCUAAGGGCGGACCCUCUGCCAAGUACAUCCCCACGCUGAAGGACGCCUCUACACAGUGGAUCUCGUGGUUCGAUGAGCAGGUAGCGAACGGAGACUCGCUCACCUCGAGCUCCCUCAAUACCGUAUUCUCUGCGAACGAACCCGACAAUGGAGGACAGGCCGGCGCGACCAUCACGUCCGUUGCCGCGGCUGUCCAAUUCCAAAUCACCCACUUCAGCAAGGACAGCAAAGCUGUUUCGGACUUGAUCAAGAACGCCAAUGUUGGUGCUCCAUCCGUCACAAACGGCCAGGGCGACAACCAGGGUCUCAACUAUCUCAAGCAAUGGGUUGAAUCAUGCAAGGCGACGGACGGUUGCAGAUACGAUUUCUGUAACCUUCACUGGUAUGACAAGAUGGACGCCGAAGACACCCUUUUCUCCAAUCUUGAGAAGGCCCACGAGAUUUGUGGCACACCUGUCUGGCUGACCGAGUUUGCUGCUAUCGACGAAAACGAGGAGGAGAUCGCUAAAUGGCUUCCUGGCGUUCUGAGCAAGCUGGAUGCUUUGGAUUAUGUUCCGAGAUACGCCUACUUCAUGGCUGGAAGUUCUCAGAAAGUUGGUUGGAACCUCUUCAACUCCGAUGGCUCGCUCAACGCCAUUGGCAAGGCUUACACUGGCACCGCUUAG
Molecule: messenger RNA, 1251 nt
Organism: Clonostachys solani
Lineage: Eukaryota; Fungi; Ascomycota; Sordariomycetes; Hypocreales; Bionectriaceae
Source: the annotation of a GenBank genome assembly